Molecule: messenger RNA, 357 nt
Organism: Spinacia oleracea (spinach)
Lineage: Eukaryota; Viridiplantae; Streptophyta; Magnoliopsida; Caryophyllales; Amaranthaceae
Exons: 1
Coding region: 1-357 (118 amino acids)
Source: RefSeq, a predicted model, not a curated record
AUGCCAUAUAAAAUCUUUGAGAAGCUUAAUCUAGGUGACCUCUCCCCCACUAAUAUGUCAUGGAAAUUAGCCGAUCUAUCGGUUAUGUAUCCUUUGGGGAGGGUUGAGGAUGUCCCCCUCAAUAUCGGCAAGCUUACACUUCUUAUUGAUUUUGUGGUCUUGGACAUUGAUGAGGAUGCCCAAACCCCUAUUAUUUUAGGGAGGCCAUUUUUAGCCACCGCGGGCUCCCUUAUUGAUGUACAAGCCGGGCUUAUCACCUUGAAGGUGGGAGAUAUCAAGGCUAGCUUUAAGCUUCCUCGUGUAGAAGGUUGUUUGAAAGAAAUGAAGAGUUGCAUGAACGUCAAUACUAUUGAUUGA